UGGAGAUCCGGAUCCGGAGCGGCUGAAAGGCGGAAGUGGAGGCCGGAGCCUGGGACACCGCCGGGGGGAGAGGAGCGGAGCCUGGCCGAGCCCCGGCCCCAAGUAACGCCGCCGCCCCGGAGACGCCUUGGAGGCCCCCCCUCCUCACUAAGUGCCUCUUCACACAGCGCCGGCCCCCGCCCCACGCUCACUGGUACCACUACAGCAGGACGGGCCAUGGCGGGUCGGGGAGGUGCAGCGCGACCCAAUGGACCAGCUGCUGGGAACAAGAUCUGUCAAUUCAAGCUGGUCCUGCUCGGGGAAUCUGCAGUGGGCAAAUCUAGCCUCGUCCUUCGCUUCGUCAAGGGACAGUUCCAUGAGUACCAGGAGAGCACAAUUGGAGCGGCCUUCCUCACACAGACGGUCUGUUUGGACGACACAACAGUCAAAUUUGAGAUCUGGGACACAGCUGGACAGGAGCGGUAUCACAGCCUGGCCCCCAUGUACUAUCGGGGGGCCCAGGCUGCCAUCGUGGUCUAUGACAUCACCAACACAGAUACAUUUGCACGGGCCAAGAACUGGGUGAAGGAGCUACAGAGGCAGGCCAGCCCCAACAUCGUCAUUGCACUCGCGGGGAACAAGGCAGACCUGGCCAGCAAGAGAGCCGUGGAAUUCCAGGAAGCACAAGCCUAUGCAGACGACAACAGUUUGCUGUUCAUGGAGACAUCCGCAAAGACUGCAAUGAACGUGAAUGAAAUUUUCAUGGCAAUAGCUAAGAAACUUCCCAAGAAUGAGCCCCAGAAUGCAGCUGGUGCCCCGAGCCGGAACCGAGGGGUGGACCUCCAGGAGAACAGCCCAGCCAGCCGGAGCCAGUGCUGCAGCAACUGAGCCCCCCUUGCCUGCCCACUACCCCCACCUCCUCCGCCGGCCCACCCGACUGGAAUCCACUCUAACCAAUCGCACUUAACGACUCGGGCUACCACUUGGGGGUGGGGGGGGCAGGGGAGGGGUCUGCCAUGAUUUCUCCUAGAAUUCUGAUCAUAGGCCGGAGUGAAUUAUUCCACCCGCACCUUUCUGUACAAAUACUAAUUCAAUUUUAA
This is a messenger RNA of Nyctereutes procyonoides (raccoon dog), 1079 nucleotides long. It is a transcript of the gene RAB5C, whose product is annotated as RAB5C, member RAS oncogene family. The coding region runs from base 217 to 867 and encodes 216 amino acids. The transcript is spliced from 6 exons. The record is from RefSeq and is a predicted model, not a curated record. Gene Ontology annotation, molecular function: GTP binding; GTPase activity. Lineage: Eukaryota; Metazoa; Chordata; Mammalia; Carnivora; Canidae.